This is a messenger RNA of Caenorhabditis bovis, 2310 nucleotides long. Lineage: Eukaryota; Metazoa; Nematoda; Chromadorea; Rhabditida; Rhabditidae. The record is from the annotation of a GenBank genome assembly.
AUGGACGUGAAAUGCGUCAUGGCCGAACAUUUCGCGGCCGCGGCCGCUCUUUAUGGAUCGACUCGCUCACAUUCUCAUUCUCACGCGUCGUCGUCGUCGUCGUGUUCCGCUGAAACGCCACCUGCAAUUGAGACGCUGAAACGAGCAAAAAUUGUAUUCGUAUGUAUUGAACCAUUCUUCACCUGUCACAAUGGCACAUUGAACAACUACAACCAUCGUACAAUGAUAUUCCGAAAACGGCGCGCUGACGAGCAGUUUUUACGACAUUCGGAAUGGGCAAGGAGGCUCGGUAUCCCGCUAGUCUUCUCAUUAGCUGGUAUCAAAAGCAUGUCAAUGAUGCUUUUCAUCAUUUUGCCGAUUUCGCUAACCCAACUGGCCGGACCAUCAACCGUUUUUGCGCUCCUCUUCACAUUUUUGAUCGUUUUCGCCUCAACUAUUCACCUCUCGGAGCUGACAUGCGCGAUGCCGAAGAACUGUGUUCAGUACCAUUUCUGCUAUUCGGUUCUCGGAGAGCUGCCCGCAUUCAUCGUUGGCUGGAUCGCACUGGCCGAUUAUUUGAGUCAGGCGUCACUGUUUGCGAGAGCGUGGGCCGAACAUUUUAAUUUGCUGUUUCGCAAACUGCCUGGAAAAGCGUUGUCAAUUCCAGUUUUCGACGAGAACUCGACCGUUUUAUCGCCGCAUUUUGAUCUUCUCAACGUGAUCGCCGCUCUCAUCACAUUCUCAUUGCUCUUAUGCAGUUUGCGGGUAGUUGGAACAAUAUGCGUGAGCCUUCUUGCCGUCAGCCUCCUCAUCGCCGCAUCCUGCUCAAUGGUUGCGUUUUUCCACGCGGACCCGCAAAAUUGGCUCAACGCCGAUUUUUUCACGUUCGGCUUCCGCGGUGUCCUCUAUUCAAUGUGUGCACUUUGCGCUUGCUAUACCGGCGUCGAGAGCACCUCGUCACUUUUGGAAGAAACGAAAAAACCGCGAUCAACGAUUCCGUCGCUCCUCACGUUUCUCGUGGUGAUUUUGACGGUCGCGUUCUUCAUUUUCGCUCUAGUGUUGAGCCUUUCCGUGAACACUUCAGCUCUCGCUGAUGAUUCGAUGAUUCCCGAAAUUUUCACGGUGUUGAGUAUCCCAUCGGCAAGGUACAUGUUGACGGUUUGCUCGGUGUGUGCUCUCUCUGGCGGUGUUCUCGCUUCAUUUCUGCCAGUCACCCGAAUUAUUGCAGUACUUUCACAUGACCAAUUAAUUCCAUUUGUCAAGGAUACUUCAACAAAAAGCCCGUAUUAUGCCGUGAUUUUGUGCACUUUUGCGAUUUGUGUUUCAACAAUUUUACAAAAAUCGAUACUCCUCAACUUUGUUAUAUUCAUCACUCCAAUCAAAUUAGCUAUAACGAUCUUCUUGACAUUCCUUCAACACUAUCUUACUGAUCCCAUUGGGAUUCCUGAAGAAACUAGUGCUUACAAAGCAAUUGGGAAGAAGAAGAACUGGAUUCGGAUUGACGAUGAUUCUACAGACGAAAGGGAAACGAACCAGACUUCCGAUCAUUCAUCAAUGGUGAGCCAUUCUACCGUCGACACUACCGCUCAGCUGUACCUAAAGGCCGCUCGAAUGGAAUCGGAUCGACUUCAGAAGCGACUCGAGCGAGAGGAGCGAAUGCGCGAAAAAGAGCCAGUGUUGCCGAAAUCGGUUUCCCAGUAUCAAGCAAUUGGGCAAUCGCGUCGGGUUCCGCUAACAAUGCACAAUUGUAUUGGCGAGGAAUGCGGAAAAGAUCGCGAUGAGACGUGCAAUUCUGGGGAUUUGCAUCUUUUUAGUUGCGAGGAGCCGGAGGUGCCAUUCUUCUCAUCGUCACCAUGCCCCUCAUCACAUCAUUCUAUAAAAUCGACCAUAAUUCGGAAUGCAAUUAUUCUAUUCUUGAUUUAUUCUGGUCUUGUUGCCGCGUUAGCGAUUACGGGUAGAUUGAUAGGCUACGAUUCUCACAUUUGCCAAAUUUUUACGGCCAUCCUCCUCUCCGCGGCAUUUGUGGUCGCUGUUCUUAUUUGCCGACUUCGGACCAAUGACAGUCAACACAAAAAGUCCGCGCGGGUUCCGAUGUUUCCAUUCCUUUCACUUCUUCCAAUCUUUCUGCUGGUCAUCGGAUUCGCCGGCUCGAUACCAAUUACCACAUUCUACGCGAUUUCUAUUGUUCUCGCUACUGGAUUCGUUAUUUAUUUUUCGUACGGUUAUCACUUUAGUCGACAACAGAAUUCGCGAUGCGUCAUCAUCGAAAAUCGCGACAAUUGCGAUCAAUAUGCACCCAUAAUUGGAAAUGAGACAAGUUCGGAAAUGUAA